AUGCGAUGCUCCCUGAAGCGCUCCGUCACGGCUGCGCUCGCAGAACCCCAACCCCGGCUCUGCUUGGUGCUCUGGGGUCUGACCUGGCUGCCUGCUGCUCCCAUCCAGGUGGAGCUUAGGGGCUUGGCCCCAGAGACGAUCCUGCAGAUGCUGAAGCCCGAAGGAGCCCUGCGCAUCCUCAGGGACACAGAAGAGCUCUCAGCACUCCACAACAUCUCCUACCACCUCCUUGCUGGCUCCCUCUCGCCCCGCAGAAAAUUCUUGGCCGUGGGAUUGGCAUCAGUGCGGCGGGCGCGGGGCUACUCCCCCCCAGCCACGCUCCAGUCCCUCUUCAAGCAGUCGACAGAGGAGGAGCUGCAGGAGAUGGUGGUGGUGGUGCACCUGGCCGACGCAGACCCUGAAUGGAACGUGCACGUGGCUGCCGACAUCGCCCGCAAGUUUGCUCACCACAUCCUCCUCGGCCGGCUCCUGCUUAUCCACGCUCCCCAUGAAUUUUACCCUACCCUCGAGGGCCUCAAGAGAAACUACAACGACCCGGAGGAGCGGGUGAGGUUCAGGUCCAAGCAGAACGUGGACUACGCCUUCCUCUUCGCCUUCGCUGCCAACCUCUCCUCCUACUACCUGAUGAUCGAGGACGACGUGUGGUGUGCGAAGUCCUUCUUGACGGCCAUCCGCAAGGCGCUGGCUUCCCGGGAAGGCUCCAACUGGGCCACCCUUGAAUUCUCCAAGCUGGGCUACAUCGGUAAGCUCUACCGCUCCAGUGACCUUCCUCGCCUGGCUCGCUUCCUCCUCCUCUUCUACCAGGAGAUGCCCUGCGACUGGCUGCUGGUCCACUUCCGCCUCCUGCUCACCCAGAAGGACGUCAUCCGCUUCAAACCCUCCCUCUUCCAGCACAUGGGCCUCUACUCCUCCUUCCAGGGCACCAUCAACCGGCUGGAGGACGACGAGUUCCAGGCUGAUGCCUUGGACCUUCCCGACAACCCACCGGCGGCCUUGUUCACCAGCAUGGCCGUCUUCGAGAACUACGAGCCCCUCAAGGCUUACAGCACAGCAGAGGGGUAUUUCUGGGGGAAGGACCCAGCAGCCGGCAGCGUCUUCUCCACCGCCUACACCCCCGUGGGCCCCUUCGAGAAGGGGUCCUUCGAGCGGCGGGGGCUGGAGAGGGGCGUGCCGGGCCCCGUGGAGUGCGUGAGGAUCCGGGUAACGCAGGACCAAAGCGAGUGGCUCAUCAUCCAGAGCAUCGACAUCUGGACCACGGCGGGCACCUGA
Messenger RNA from Opisthocomus hoazin, 1269 nucleotides. Lineage: Eukaryota; Metazoa; Chordata; Aves; Opisthocomiformes; Opisthocomidae. The record is from RefSeq and is a predicted model, not a curated record.